AUGUAUCGUGAUCUGGGGGAAAAGGGGGGGAAGAGUGUUACUCCAGAAUCUCUAGAAUGUCCAUUCCACGGAUUUGCUGAUUUCCUGGGUACCGGGUCUCCGACGGUGAUCCAGGGCGCAUUUAUCGGGAAUUUUGGACCCCCUUCGAUCGCGGAUGGACCUGCCCGUGGUAUCUGCUUGUAA
Messenger RNA from Penicillium samsonianum, 183 nucleotides. RefSeq lists its product as uncharacterized. The coding region runs from base 1 to 183 and encodes 60 amino acids. The record is from RefSeq and is a predicted model, not a curated record. Lineage: Eukaryota; Fungi; Ascomycota; Eurotiomycetes; Eurotiales; Aspergillaceae. The transcript has a single exon.